Molecule: messenger RNA, 1376 nt
Organism: Chironomus riparius
Lineage: Eukaryota; Metazoa; Arthropoda; Insecta; Diptera; Chironomidae
Source: the annotation of a GenBank genome assembly
GAAGAGAGUCAGCAUAUGAACAUAAAAUAAAAUAAAAACAUGGAAUGCUAUACAAAUUAAUUAAUUAAUUAUCUUCACAUCAUUUAAUUAAAUUCUUAAUUGACAUAAACGAUCAUGUCUCGAUUGCUACAUGAAAUCCAUACGAAAUGCAAUUGUAUGUGCUUCAAUUGGAGAACUGGCAUAACAACAAUUUCGAUCAUUACCGAAACAAUCCAAUUGGCAAUUAUGUAUUUUUGUAUGCUAAUUUUAAAAUGUCUAAAGACACAUAUUGGUAAUGUUAGGAACUAUAAGAAGCAUUAUAAUGAAGAGGAUGAACAAGAAUUCCCCUCGAUUCAGGCAAUUAAUGAGCUGAAAGUAUUUUAUUUCACAAUCAUCAUUUACGCUUUAGUCAUUUUCAUUUUCGGCAUAAUAUGUUCAGUUCUUCUUAUAUCCGGUGCCAAGAAGUGUCAAUCGAAAGCAGUACUGACUUGGCUCAUUUAUCAAGGGUUCUUUCUGGCGUCAUCAUUCGUAAUCGCUUACAUACUCAUUAAAGUGCGAGACGACAAGAAAUAUGUCUAUAGCUCGAUGGAGCAUAAAACGUUUUAUGAUCUUUCGACUGGAAUUUAUUGGGUCACGUUUAUCACAUUUUUGCCUGUGUUGCUUUAUUUUUGGAAGCGCGUCCUUUUCUUCUACAUGCAAAUGAUUAAGGGUACGAUUCAAGCAUCGAAUGCUGAGGACAACAAUAAUUUUAUCAUUGAUAGCAACACGGGUCAGUGUAGCGACGAUGAUGAUGAGCACCAAAGUGUUGCAUUCGUAAAAAAUGUCACGCUUGACAUCGAGCAUUAAUUUAUUUACUGCUGCUCAUGUAUAUAUCCACUUCGUUUUUUGAAUGUGUAUAUGCCGGCAAACAACAGCGCGGCUUGUAAUGCAUCAAUGCACAAAAACAGUAUGCUUGCUCUUUUUAUUCAGAACUAGAUAUAGACUCAGGCCUUUACAAUUGUAGAUUUGCGCAGCUAUUCUUCAUCCAUUGAGACUACAUAGACCCGUGUGAAAUCCGAUUUUAUAUUCAACCUCACAAACUGCAUGUAACCAUCUUAUAAUGUACAUGCAUGUAUUUAUAUUAACUAAAAUUCUCAUUCUGAUGUUGGUGCCGCGAUUGAUACACCCAAUUCUAUUCUACUCUAUGUUUACAAUACAAUUUUGUGUAUAUCCAUUGAAUGGAAAAUAAAAAGAAAAGAGGGAAUUGUAAAGAAUGAGCAGCAUAAGAAGUCUUUACGGCAGCGCUAUUUAAUUCUGUUUUAUUUUAAUUUUUCUGAGCUGAAUGAGAAACAAAAAUUUCAUGGACAUUAGGAAUUCUUUUAUUUCUCAUCAAAAUCGUAUCACAAACAUCAUCAUCG